This is a messenger RNA of Pediculus humanus corporis (human body louse), 4617 nucleotides long. RefSeq names its product Down syndrome cell adhesion molecule precursor, putative. Gene Ontology annotation, cellular component: axon; plasma membrane. The transcript is spliced from 26 exons. Gene Ontology annotation, biological process: cell-cell adhesion; axon guidance. Gene Ontology annotation, molecular function: protein binding. NCBI's taxonomy places the organism in Eukaryota, Metazoa, Arthropoda, Insecta, Psocodea, Pediculidae. The coding region runs from base 1 to 4617 and encodes 1538 amino acids. The record is from RefSeq and is a predicted model, not a curated record.
AUGCUACCAACAGGUGAAUUAAUAAUAAUAAACGUAACAAAAGAAGAUUCGGAAAAAUCAUAUAAAUGUAGAACUCAUCACAGGCUCACGCAAGAAGCGACAGUUAGCAGAAACGAAGGAAAAAUUCAAUUGAGCGAUAUGAAAGGUUUCGUGCCACCGAUUUUAAACAAAAAGGUUGAAGUAUUAACUGUUAAAGAAGGUUCGACCAUUGCGACACCUUGCGUUGCUUAUGCAAAUCCUAGACCGACAUACGAGUGGUUUUAUAAAAAGAAUCAAGAGGAUACGAUUAUAGUUAACGAAGAAGGUUUUAUCGUACAAGAUGGAAUAUUAGUUAUAUCGAACGUUAAGAUAUCGAAUCAGGGAACGUAUUAUUGUAGGGCUAAAAAUAAAGAAGGCAGUGAAAUACUGGAAAUGCAUUUGGUCGUUACGGCUCCACUUUCGGCUCACGUACAUCCUUCCACGCAAUCCGUACAUCUUGGAAAAAUGGCGGAAUUUCAAUGUUCUUAUCAGGGAUUUCCGAUAACUUCAAUUUAUUGGUUGAAAGAUGGACAAAUGUUAAGAUUUAAUUCAAGAAUAAGACAAAUAUCGGAUACGCAAAUUCAAAUAUAUUCGGUAUCGAAAGAAGAUAAGGGAAUGUAUCAGUGCAUGAUAAAAAAUGAAUUUGAAAUGAAGGUUUAUCCGCAACUUUUGUACAAGUUCAUUGAACAAACGAUGCAACCGGGUCCAUCGGUAUCACUCAAAUGUAGCGCUUCCGGUAAUCCGACGCCACACAUUUCUUGGCUUUUGGACGGUUUUCCUCUUUAUCAUAGCGACAGGCUCAUGAUUGGACAAUACGUGACAGUUUUCGGAGAUGUCGUCAGUCACGUUAACAUAUCAUCAAUAAAAACGGAAGAUGGAGGCGAAUACGAAUGCGUGGCGGAAAAUCGCGCCGGAAAAACGUCACAUUCUGCUAGAUUAAACGUUUACGGUCUUCCAUACGUUAGAACAAUGCCCUCGAUAUCUGCCGUCGCUGGAAAAAUUCUUAUCAUUAAAUGUCCCGUUGCCGGAUAUCCUAUUGAUUCCGUGUCUUGGGAAAAAGAUGGCGUUCAACUUCCGACUUCCAUACGUCAAAGAGUUAUUAACAAUACUUUAUCUAUAGAAAACGUACAAAAAGAUACCGAUCAAGGAUCUUAUACAUGCACGGCUAAAAACAAACAAGGUCAUAGUUCACACAAAACCGUACAAGUUAAAGUUAUCGUACCACCCAAAAUAACACCUUUCACAUUUGCCCAUGAUUUAAAAUUAGGAGAUAGAAUAAGUGUUCAAUGUGUCGUUGUCUCCGGAGACCUACCUUUGUCUUUUACAUGGCGGAAGGACGGAGAACCGCCACCAGAAAGCGACACGAUAACAGUACGACGUUACGAUCCUUUCACAAGCGCUCUCAGCAUUAGGGCGAUCGCGUCUAAUCACAGCGGAAAUUACACGUGUCUGGUAUCCAAUCAGGCAGCCACAGUUUCUCACACGGCCCCGCUAAGAGUCAACGUUCCGCCAUAUUGGAUAUCGGAACCUUCGAGAGAAACGAGCGUGAUUUUGGGUAGGCCUGUGUCACUUCAUUGUCAAGCAGGAGGAUUUCCAAAACCUUCAAUUACGUGGAAGCAAGCGUUAGGUACUCCGGAAGAUUACAGAGAAUUAAAUUAUCACACACCGAGCAUGACACGUUUGGAAAAUGGAACAUUAUUAAUAGGGAAAACUGGAGAAGAACACGAAGGUUAUUACAUGUGCGAAGCAAAUAAUGGAAUCGGUGCUGGAAAAAGUAAAUUUGUUCAUUUGGUCGUUCACGCCGGUCCUAAAUUUAAAAUACACUCGAAACAAGAAAUAGGAAAAAAAGGUGAAACGACACGUUUAGAAUGUGAGGUUGAAGGUGAUUUACCAAUGGAAAUUAUCUGGAAAAUAAAAGAUGAUGUUAUUAACACUGAUUAUAAUAAAAGAUUUCGUUUAAAAAAUAACACUCUCUUAAAAGGAUUCAUGUCGGAAUUAACAAUUUUAAAUGUUCAGACAUCCGAUAGAGGCGAAUACGUAUGUUCAGCCAAAAAUUCAUACGGACAAAGUUACAUGAACAUUCUUUUAUUAGUUCAGGAAUUACCAGGUUCUCCAAAAAAUCUUCAUGCAUCUAGUCAAACUAGUAGAUCGAUAACCGUAUCCUGGCUUCCACCGAUAACUUCUGGAGACACGAAAAUAUCAAAUUAUAUUCUUCAGUAUAAAGAAAUCAAAGAUAUGUGGCACGAACAUAAUUCUCAAAAAAUAAUCAACGGUGAAAAAAAUAUGGAUACCAUAAUUGAUUUAAAACCUGCGACUGUUUAUCAUUUUCGUUUGUACGCACAAAAUCAAUUGGGAACAAGCCCGCCGAGUGACGUCCUUCAGGCUUCUACGAAAAGCGAACCACCGUCUGGUCCUCCUCUUCAGGUAUCUGUCGAACCUAUGUCUCCGACAGCAUUACGUUUAACCUGGAAUCCUCCGAAAAAAAAUUUAUGGAACGGUGAAAUUUUAGGUUACAACAUCGGAAUCAAAAAAUUAAAGAUGGAAAAUGAUGAAUAUAAUUGGACUCACGUUCCAGAUACUUCCGGUAUGCCAGGAGAUUUUCGAUUGACGGGUUUAUUGAAAUAUACUAAAUAUUUAAUUAGCGUUAGAGCCGUUAACGAAAAAGGUGAAGGACCACCGUCGGAACCCGUACUCGGAGAAACAAUGGAAGAUGUUCCUAGCGAACCCCCUCAGAAUGUCCUGUGCACGGCAUUAACAGCACAAAGCAUACAAGUUACAUGGACACCACCAUCUGUUUAUCACACUCAUGGAAUUAUUCAAGGUUAUAAAAUUUUAUACGAGCCGACGGAUGAAACUCAAGACACUUCCGUUAGAGAAAAUAAAGUUGUCUCAUCGAUUUCCGCUGAUUUACACGGCCUCCAACCUUACACAAAUUAUUCGGUACAAGUAUUGGCAUUUACAAGAGCCGGUGACGGUGUUAAAAGUCCGGUUGUUUUUUGUACGACCGACGAAUCGAUUCCGGAAGCUCCUUCGGCAAUAAAAGCCGUCGUCAGUUCUGAUAGCACCGUUGUUAUCAGUUGGCUACCUCCUAAAAGGUCAAAUGGAGCUUUAACAAAGUAUACGGUUUACAUAAGAGUCUUGGAACAGGGUUCUGAAACGAAAAUAAUAAAAAGUACACUUCCGGCUCAGCUUUUACAUUACGAAGCUGUCGGUUUAAAAAAAAGAGAAACUUAUGAAGCUUGGGUUGUUGCUUCUACCAAAAUCGGUCAGGGACAAAGUACACCGCUUGUUCAUUUAGUUCCUAGCGCGACGGUACCUGCAUCUAUUAUAUCAUUUGGAAGAGUUAUAGUAGUGCCUUGGAAAGUUGAAGUUCGACUUCCCUGUUUGUUUGUCGGUCAACCCAAACCCUUCAUCGAAUGGCGUUUCGGUGACGUCAAAAUUCAAAAACAUUCCAAAACGAUAACAAUCGGAGAGAAGUCGCUUAUACUACAAAAUAUAGCAAGAACAAACGAGGGUAACUAUUCUUGUCACGUUAAAAAUAAUUUAGGAUCGGAUCACAUAGUUUUUGCUAUCAUCGUUCAAGUUCCUCCCACGUCUCCAUUACUCCUUGCCACAUCGGUUACAUCGAAUUCGGUACAACUUCAAUGGAAACAAGGAGAUAACGGAGGUGCAAUAAUAAGAGGAUUUAUUCUUUCUUCGAAAAAAGAAGGGAACGACUGGAAAGAAUUUAUUCUGGAACCUCACACCAAUACGUAUUUGAUGGAAGGUUUGGAUUGUGGUAGCAACUAUCAGAUAAAACUCAUCGCAUUCAAUAAAAUUGGUAGCGGUUUGGCAAGUAAAUUAAACAGUAUUACGACGAAAGGAUUUCGUCCUAUAGCACCAUCCAAAGAACAAUUCGUAACCGUAAAUACGACCCACGUGACUCUUCACCUUCAAACGUGGAAUAAAAACGGAUGCGAUUUAACUCAUUUUUCACUCAGAUGCAGACAACCUCCGGAUAAUUGGUUUUUAGUUUUCAAUCAUUUAAAACCUCAAAAUAAUUUCAUUCUAAACGAUUUAACACCUGGAGAAGAAUAUGUCGUCAAGGUCACGGCAUAUAAUAGUGCCGGCCCUACAUCGCAAGAAUACGUUUUUUCAACUCUUUCAAUGGAAAACGCAGCUGCAGAAAAUAACGACUCAACAUCUUUCUAUCUCGAAACUCAAGCCAUUGUUUUGGGGGUCGUUUCACUUAUUUUAUUAAUUUUUGCCGCCGUCGGAAUUUGUUCGUCGAGAGAAAAUAUUUGUUUGCAAGACAUGCAAACAUCCGCAAGUUUCGACAACACUCAAAAUUUAAAACAAAGAGAAAAAUUUUACGCGUCCAUCAAUAAAGUUACUCAAUCGCCGAUGAAAAAUAUGAAUUCGUUAGAACUCAUACCUGAAUACGCGGAAGAAAUUUGCCCAUACGCAACAUUUCAUCUUCCCGAUCAGGAAAACAUGGCCGGAAAUCCAAAUAAAUCAAAUUACAUAAGUAAAAUUCAAACGAAACACGUAAGUAAGCGUUAUUUGUUUGUUGUUUGUUUGUUUGUUUCGGCUAAGACGCGGUUUUUUUUUUUUUUUUAA